AGACAGUUUCAGUCCGACUGUCGUCCAGUCAGCAUUGGCCUCCCGAGAGCCCCAGGCGAUGUGUGACGGCUUGUUCGCGUGUUUGUUUGCGCCCAUCUCGUGAAUCUCCAUCGGCUCUGUCGAUUCUGACCCCAGAGCGAUUUUUGGCCAAGUCCGUGGCGAGUGUGGCGAGACUGAGGAAGCGCGCGCGCCCGCAGUGUUUGUGAGUGAGUGCGCCCGGAAUCUCUGGGUCGCCCCCAGAAGUCAACGACGAUAAAGACAUUUUCGCAUCUCCGCGGCGGGGAAUGAAAACAUAAUUUUCUCCAGUUCGGUGGAAAACACAAACGACGAAGAGACUUUUGCCAAUAGUCGAUUGCACGAUCGACAUGAUCGCGCAGCGAUCUUGAAGGCAGCACAAAAAGUUGGCAAGCAGCGCGCAGAGAAGCUGCGAGAGCCGAGCAAAUUGAUAAAUGUGCCUGUGAAUAUUUCACAUGACACAGAGAUAAUUCCCCUGAGGAAGUAAAUUUCCGAAAAGAUCAGUGGAGUUUGUGAUCUCUGGCACUUGAGAUAGAUCACGAGCGCGCCGUGCUCCGCUAUCGUCGAUUUCCGCGGGUGAUAAUCUUAGAGAAAAUCGCAAGUGACGAUCUAGUGUGUAAAUCCUGCCAAGUGCACGGGAAUAACAGCUGAAUGGGUGGCGAAAAGUUGUGAAAAAGAGCAAGAGAGCAAGAAAGAGAGAGAGAGAAUUGAUGUUUGUGAGUCAGAAGCGAGGGCAAUAAUAAUGUUGUUAUUGCAUCAAGUGUUGAAAUGUUGUGUGUUAAUUGUUUAUAUGGCUAGUUCAUUGUAUGCCGGUGACAUCGAGGAAAUAAGACAGUAAAUCAACUGCAACGGCAGAGUUGAUAAUCGCCAAAGGGAGCUGCAAAAGGCGAAAAAUAUUGAAAUACAUCAUCGAAAAUAGCACCGUGAAGAGGCAAUUCUUUCAUCUAAAAAUAAUUUCUCUCGCAUUUUUUAUUUUAACCGAACGCUAUAUUCUUUAUACUUGGUUAAAUGCUCUCUUUUUAAUAUCUUGUCUGUGGGGAGAGAAGUGACACGAGUGUGUGUGUGCGUGUGUGUGUUGAUAAAACGUGGAAUUGUAUGAUUCAAAAAUAGCAAAAAGAUCGACACAAAGUCUAUUAGAUCCACACGAUCGUGCCAGGCCAUCAGCGCAAGAACACCUUCGAUCACAGAGCCGACGAGUCCGGUCGGCGUGUCGAGAUCAAGAGUGUGAUCGAGCAAGGAAGAGAGACACAAAUAUAUAAAAUAAAUUUAGAUGUCCGCUGACGACGACAAUUUUCCUCAGAGCACCACUCAGCAGCGGCGAAUUAUUGAGGAAAUUGAAAAAAGGCACAACCACAAUUCCACUGAUUUGGCACAUUUUUGCGGUUAGAGUGGCAACAGCAGCUAGCAUCCAAUAGCUGCCGAUUGCUGAAAUGGAUCGUCGUGUGUUGGUCACUUGGAUGCUGACCCUAAUUUUCCUGACCUCAAUAUCAACUGUGAAUGCAGCUGAGAGUAUAAUGGGCAAACGAAUACCGUGCACAAAUGAAGGUGAAGAAAUUUCCGUGGACGCCAUCCCAGACGGCCAUUGUUAUCGGUGUAUUUGUCUGAAUGGCUUCGUGGAGUGCAAUAAGGAUCAAUGCCCUUCUGUCGAUGACUGCUAUAUGCUCAUAAAGAGACCACCGGGCGGCUGCUGUGCAAAGUGCAAAGAAUGUCUGUAUCGCGGCAAGACGUACGCCAGCGGCACUGAGUGGACAGAUCCGGAAGAUCCGUGCGCCAGCUUCAAGUGUGUUGCGGGCAUCGUGACGGAAUCGAACAUCCAAUGCUACACGCCCUGCGCCGAUCCCUUCCCACCCAGACCCGGCCAGUGCUGUCCCACGUGCAUCGGCUGCUUGCUGAAUGGGCAGCGAGUGGACGAGGGCCGUGAGGUCACUCUGCGAGAGGAUCCGUGUCUCAAGUGCCAAUGCAGUGGGAAGCGGCUGACGUGCGUGAAGAAGGCGUGUCCGGUGCUCCAGUGUCCGGUGUCGAAGCAGAUAAAGAUGCCCGGCGAGUGUUGUCCGCGAUGCACGGAGCGUCGGGAGAGUCUGCAAGUUUCCGGCGGCAAGUGCUUUCUGGGGAAGGGUACUCAGCCGGACAAGACGAAGUUCGAAGCCGAUCCGUGCUCACCGUGCGUCUGCACGAACGGCACCAGCAUCUGCAGACGAACCACGUGUCCGGUGCUGGAGUGUCCGCCGGAGAUGCAGUACCAGAAGCCCGACAGCUGCUGUCCUAGUUGCCCACCACCCACCAUGGAGCUGCAGUCCGUCUGCAGCCACAAUGGGACUGUCUAUCAGAACAACGACACCUGGGAUCUCAGCCCGUGUGCCGCGUGUCGCUGCCAUCACGGCACGGUGCGCUGCACGCAGACGAAGUGUCCGGAGACCAAGUGCCGACCCAAUCACACCCUGGUCACACCGCCCGGGCAGUGCUGCGCCAAGUGCGAAGAGACCGCUGGCAUUUGCACCGUCUUCGGCGAUCCGCACUACAAGACCUUCGACGGGAAGUUCUUCAGCUUCCAGGGAUCGUGCAAGUAUCAGCUCACGGCGGACUGUGCACAUCACACCUUCUCCAUCCGCGUGACGAACGAUGCGCGCGGCACACGAUUCUCCUCGUGGACAAAGACCGUGACGCUGAAGAUGGGCGAGACGAAGGUGAAUCUGGGCCAGAAGAUGCGCGUGAAAGUGAAUGGGACGCGCGUGAAGCCACCCUAUCGGGUCCAGGAUGUGCUCAGCGUCAACAUGACGGAAGACGGAGUGGUCGUGGACACGGCGCUCGGCAUUCGAUUGCUGUGGGAUGGCGCCAAUUACCUUCAGGUUCAGGCGGCUGUGAAGUUCAAGGGCCGCUUGUGCGGCCUCUGUGGCAACUACAACGGCGUGUCACGGGACGACCUCAAGGGGCGCCCUGGCACCAACAUUAGCGACGACAAGGUGUGGCGCAUCGCGAACUCGUGGCGCGUGGGCGGCCGCAAAGCGUGCGGCCGGCAGGGAGAGAAAGGACGGCGGGGCAACAUGAAUCGCGGCCGGCGGCGCUGGGGCAUGUGCCGUGAAUUGCGCGAUAACUCGCGCGUGUUCGGCAGCUGCGUGAGCCACCUGAAUCCGUCCAACUACUACGAUUCGUGUCGCCAGGACAUGUCCGAGUGCCCGACGGAGCAGUGCUACUGCGACAGCUUCACGGCGUACGCGCACGAGUGCGGCCGCCUGGGCGUGGAGCCGCCCAACUGGCGUCACGAGGCCAACUGCAUGCGCCAGGACUUCCGCAGUGUCAAUGCCAAACCGCUACCACCGCAGGAGCUAGAGCUCAUCCAAAGACACACGAAGCGCACAAGAAAGCCCCACAGUCAGGAAGAGAAGCUGCGCAAGCAUAUUCCCAAAGGUGUCCGCGCGAACCAGCACAGAAGCGCGAGCGUGGCGAACCUGCCAAUUGAUUGAAGCCACCGCGGAUCGUGCGAUCUCACGCGGAUUCUGGCCAAGUGUCCCGGAGGAGCGAUCCAAGAAUCGGACCAAAAAUUUCACCCUCUGUAAUUUUAAGUUGCCUUUUCUACAUGAUAAUAACAAGAUGUUCUCUAGCGCUCACGCCUUUCACGCCCGCCGCACACGCGGUUUCGGGCAGUGGAGAGUGUGGAAAUGUGGGCGAAUUACCCAAACUUCGAAAUAACUAAAGGAAGAAGAGAGUGAAGAAGAGCACCUAUCUUAAGCAUAUUGUGAGAAUACGUUAGGGUAUAUUAUUUAAAAAAAAACAAGAAAGAAAGAGAAGAGGAUUUAGAGAUACAAAAUGCAGACUUAUGUGUUACUUAAUUUAUACAGAGACGCGUAGAGUUUUAACUAAAAUAGCAUUAUAGCGACAAAAAAUGAACACAAUACAGAAAAGUAUUCAAAGUUAAUGAUAGGAAAUUGGGGGGGAAAAUGGGAGGAUAUUGGAGGAGUGGUUGAUACAGAAACAUUUAAGCUUUUAAUUGAAAAAAAAGCCUCGAUUCUCAGAAAAAAAAACUUCACUGCAAGAAUUUUUAAUUUAAUAUUUAAAUUAAAAUAUUUUUAUCUCUCUGAAAAAUUUCCAAUCUUUCACGCUUAAUCCCAGAAUCUAUCGCGAGAGAAAGAAAGAAGAAGAAGAAAAAAUCCCGAUCCAUGCAAGAAAUGCAGAAACAUCACUGGAUUUAAGGACGUUUUUAGGCUAUUAUAAAAAAACAUACGAUUUAUUUUGAGGAAAACUUGCAUGUCUAAGUGUUAUUUUAACAAAGAUUUUACAGAAAGAAAUACUUCUUGCCUGGGUCUGUAAGAACAUUGAAUGUAAAUCAAGUGUUUGGAAGUGUUGCAAAAGUUAUUUAGGCAUAUAAUAUAGUCGUGAUUGAUAGUAAAAGAAGAAAAAAAAACAAGAAUAUAAUCAAAAUUAUAUACAGAAAUUACGCAAAUGAUAAAAUAUAAGGAAGCAGACUUGGCAAUUAAAAAUGACAAUGAAAUUUGAUAAAGAGUUGAUGCGAAUCUUAUUAGGAAAUAUUGAAUAUUAUACAAAUGAAUAAAUAAAUUUUAGGAAAAAAA
Molecule: messenger RNA, 4580 nt
Organism: Phlebotomus argentipes
Lineage: Eukaryota; Metazoa; Arthropoda; Insecta; Diptera; Psychodidae
Gene: cv-2
Product: BMP-binding endothelial regulator protein
Exons: 8
Coding region: 1446-3476 (676 amino acids)
Molecular function (GO): protein binding
Source: RefSeq, a predicted model, not a curated record